GUGUCGUAAAACUGGUCCAUGUGACGCUGUAGCUGAACUGAAGUCGGAGCGGCUGCACAGGGCUAGUGUGUCCGUGUGUGUGUGUGUGUCUGCAGGUUAGUCCUCUCUUGUUUUAGCCGACAGUAACUCUUCUUCCAAGCAUGGCAGCUGCCGACGAGUUCAUGAAGUACCGUUCCCCGCUGGUGUCCAGAUAUGCCAGCAAGGAAAUGGCCUACAACUUCAGUGACAGGAAGAAAUUCACAACCUGGAGGAAGCUGUGGAUCUACUUGGCUAAAGCAGAGAAGGCUUUGGGUCUGCCGAUCACAGACGUCCAGGUCCAGGAGAUGGAGAGCCAUGCAGAGAACAUCGACUUUGCCAUGGCCGCUGAGGAAGAACGCAAGCUUAGACACGAUGUCAUGGCUCACGUCCACACCUUUGCACACUGUUGCCCCAAUGCUGCCCCCAUCAUCCACCUUGGAGCUACCUCUUGCUACGUGGGAGACAAUACUGAUCUUAUUAUGCUGCGUGAUGGAUUUGACAUUCUGUUGCCUAAGCUGGCCAGAGUCAUUGACAGACUGGCAAACUUUGCAGAAAAAUAUGCUGACCUCCCCACGCUUGGCUUCACACACUACCAACCCGCCCAGUUGACGACCGUCGGAAAGCGGACAUGUCUGUGGCUGCAGGACUUAGCCAUGGACAUGAGGAACCUUCAGCGGGCCCGCGAUGACCUGCGUUUCCGAGGAGUCAAGGGGACCACCGGUACCCAGGCCAGCUUCCUGCAGCUCUUCCAAGGAGAUCAUGAUAAGGUGGAAGAGCUUGACAGAAUGGUGACGGAGAUGGCUGGCUUCAAGAAAGCCUACCUGGUGACCGGACAGACGUACAGCCGCAAAGUGGACAUAGACUCUCUGUCCACCCUGGCCAGUUUGGGAGCUACUGUUCACAAGAUCUGUACUGACAUCCGCCUGCUAGCUAACCUCAAGGAGAUCGAGGAGCCUUUUGAAAAAGAACAGAUCGGUUCAAGUGCCAUGCCCUACAAGAGGAACCCAAUGCGUGCUGAGCGCUGUUGCAGCCUGGCCCGACAUCUGUUGGCGCUGAUGUCUGACCCUCUGCAGACGGCCUCGGUCCAGUGGCUGGAGAGGACGCUGGACGACAGCGCCAACAGGAGGAUCUCUCUGCCUGAGUCCUUCCUCACAGCAGACAUCAUCCUCAGUACUCUGCAGAACAUCACAGAGGGACUGGUGGUCUACCCCAAAGUCAUAGAGAGGCACAUCCGCCAUGAGCUGCCCUUCAUGGCCACAGAGAAUAUCAUUAUGGCCAUGGUGAAGGCUGGAGGGAACAGACAGGACUGCCAUGAGAAGAUCCGUGUUCUGUCCCAGGAGGCAGCAGCUGUGGUCAAACAGGAGGGCGGCGACAACGACCUGCUGGCGAGGGUCAAGGCCGACGCCUACUUCGCGCCCAUUCUGGGGCAGUUGGACGCACUGCUGGAACCCAAGACUUUCAUUGGCCGAGCUCCCCAGCAGGUGGCCAGGUUCCUGUCUGAGGAAGUGCGCCCUCUGCUGGAGCCCUACAAGGCCAAGAUGGACGUGAAGAUUGAGCUUGAACUCUGACACACACGGACACACGUGCACAAAAGAAACCGGCUUCAUCUUGGUGUGUGACCAUGUGUUGUACCUCAAUAAAAACAACUGCAUUAUU
This is a messenger RNA of Sphaeramia orbicularis (orbiculate cardinalfish), 1674 nucleotides long. RefSeq names its product adenylosuccinate lyase (gene adsl). NCBI's taxonomy places the organism in Eukaryota, Metazoa, Chordata, Actinopteri, Kurtiformes, Apogonidae. The record is from RefSeq and is a predicted model, not a curated record. Gene Ontology annotation, biological process: 'de novo' AMP biosynthetic process. Gene Ontology annotation, cellular component: cytosol. The transcript has 12 exons. Gene Ontology annotation, molecular function: N6-(1,2-dicarboxyethyl)AMP AMP-lyase (fumarate-forming) activity; (S)-2-(5-amino-1-(5-phospho-D-ribosyl)imidazole-4-carboxamido) succinate lyase (fumarate-forming) activity. The coding region runs from base 141 to 1586 and encodes 481 amino acids.